AUGGGCAGCGACGACGAGAACCAUGUCCCUCCAGUGUUAGUUGGUUUAAGUCGUUUUGGAGCAAGGGAAAUCACACAUCAACCUUAUCUCUCAGAAAUGUUCACGCAAUUUCUUAUCUCUAGUUUUCAGGCUAUUAGCCUUUAUGUCAGAUCGGCUCUCUGGAACUAAUUCCAAUUAGAAUGAAUCUGAAACUCAAGAAAAAAAAAACUUCCAUUUUUUUGAAUUUAAGAAAAUAGCUCUCAAGGGAAACUUAGUUCAAGAUUCGAGUCAAUAAAAUUUGAAAAAAAUUCGAUGUUUUUUUAAAGCACUCGUAAACUAAGAAUCAAAAUCAAAACUGUAAAGCAACACGCGGGAAAAUAAGCUUUAAGAAAACUAGUUCAGAUAAAAUAUUUCACAUAAAAAAACAAACUUCGCGCUCGAAUAAAUUAUCAUAUAUUUUGCGCGUUUAGGUGCAUGAUUACGUCAUUCUGCUCCUUUAGUGCAUUUUAAUUUUGAAAAUUUUCCUCAGGCACUGGUGCGCGCACGCGCGGGGGUACUGAUUCUUUUUUCGCCUUUUCCACUGAAAUAAGGCUUUGAAAUAUAUUUUUCAUAUUUUUGUGAUAUAACCCAGUGCCCCUGCUCACGUUUUAAAGUUGUUCCGAGCACUUUCGAACAAAUUUAUGAAAAAGUUGCCAAGUGAAACUUUGAUAUUUCACAUUUUUUUGUGCAAUCUAAUUGUUAUAAACUGGUGCAGAGCAAUGUUAAGAGAUGAACAGACAUGAAAAAAAUAUUAAAUUUAUAACUUUUCAAUAAGUUAAAAAAAGCUAAAAAAAUAAAAAGAGACACCCCUGCGCGUGCGCGCAGCAGGCGGCGCGCAUGCGCACUUUUGGCAACAAACACGCGCCGUCAGUGCCUGAGUCUAAUUUUUGAAGUAAAAUUUCGGUUUUUGUAUUUGUAGAAGCAUAACUGAGCUGAAUUCUUGUUUUUUUUUUUUUUAAUCGUUAAAAAAAUAUUAUUGAAAAAGUUUGAAGUAACUGUAAAAAAAUCUUUUUCAACCUUUGAAAAAAAUUUAAUAUCAAUUUUUUUGAGUUAAACUGAAUGUAGAUUUUUUUAGACGUCGGGUAUACGCGCCUAAGAAGAAAACUAAAAAUGAAGUCGUUUUCUAUACGAACUUCGAAGAGGUUCUAGAGGUAUGUAUCCCUUUUUUGGUACCAAAAAUCAGUUUUCAUUUUUCAGAAAGUAAAUCCGUUCGGACUGUAUCAAAUAUUCUGCUUUAUCGUCAUUCUCUACGCAUCUAUAGAAUGGGCAGGUAAACGAGUUUUUCUUUCUAAUUAGAAGCGAACGAAAAGGUUACGCUUUCGCUUUUCUGAAUAAUGAUUACUCGAUUAAUGCCAUUUUUAGGCUCACAUUCAAAGUAUUCUUGUGUCUUAGGAGUUUUUUUUUCAGGAAACAGCACGUUUAUGUACGUCUUGGGCUCUUUGGAACCUAAUUGGAAAUGCACUUUUUUCAACAAUAAAACAACCACAAGUGAGUAGAAUUUUUCGCUAUUGUCUUUAUUUUAUUGUUUGAAAACAUUUUCAGUCAUGGCUCCGACGGACGACGCUGCUUGCAAGUACAUCAGAAACCAAUGUGCGAAAAUCGAGCCAGAGGUUUUUCUUCUUAAUUUUUGAAGUAGUCAAUCGUAUUGAGAAACUUCAAGCCAAUUUGAAUGAUUUUAACAAGUUUAAGGAUAUAUAAACGCUUUACUUCGCGUCACAACUAUUAGAAGGAAUCUUUCAUAUAGCCGUACGACCGUAAUCUAUCAUUUGCAAAAAAAAAGACUUUUUUCGGUUUCCAAGUUCACUUUUCUAUCGACUUUGAUUCCUAUGAGUUUUUUUCAAUGCAGUUUCAUUGAGCAACAAGUUCGCGAACUAUAAAAUCGAAAUGAAGUAAAUAAAAUCUCAGAUGAGCGGAGCCGUACGACCGUAAUCUCUCAUAUGACAAAGAAAAUAAUUUUCACAAAUGAUUUUUUUUUAUUGAAUAAAAAAGCGAAGAGAUGGUUAAACGAAACAGGUCAGAAUGAAAAAAUAGAGUAAACUGAAAAAAAAUAAAGCUGUGUUAGCGUUUUGUGAAGAUCGAUAGGGUCUAGAGCCGAGGUACACACACUGAGAUUAUGGGAAUAAUUUUUGAGAAAGUGAGUCGGUUUUUAUUUAUUCAUUUUUUCUUCACAGUUCAAUUACAACACGGCAGCUAAAUUUAUCUUCUUAUCCAAUAAAAUGAAUUUUUUCUAAUAAGGAACUAAGAAUGCAGAUUUGGUUUUUUUUUUAGUUUUGAUUUAUUUUUAGUUCGGUUCUAUUAACCUAAAACACUCGAGUUCGCUGUCAUUAUUAAGAUACUAUUUGCAUUCAAAUCUUGAGAAAUUUUUCAAUUCCAACUUUUUAUUGAACAAAAUUUCUUAAAAUGUGCACAAAAACGGUAGGUUUUCUCAUUUCUGUACUUUUUUAAGUUUUAGUUUUUUCUAUAGAUUGUUAAAUCUAAGUAACCCAUUGGAAUUGAUCUUUUCUGAGAUUAUCUAACAACCACCGACUUUAGCGAGACGGCCUCGAGUUUUUCUCCAUUGUUGCUCAGUUCAAGCUGAUUUGCGCAGACUCCGACAAGCCCAAAUGGAUUGAUGUAAUUCUAGCAGGUGGAUCGGCAAGUACUUCUUGAACAUUCAUUUGUAUUUCCCUAAUUUUGCAGCUCGUCGGCUCCGUCAUCGGCGGGCACGUCGGCGACCAUUUUGGCCGGCAGACAGCCUUUUUCGUGGCGCAGCUGCUGAUCAUCAUCACCUCGAUGAUGUCGACGGCUUCUCAGAGCUGGAUCGCCUUUGCCUCGAUCCAGUGCGUCAACUGCUUCCUUUACGGCGUUAUCGAGGUCUUAUUUCAUCGAUGAAAUACCUUAAUAAAUCGCAAAAUUACAGACCACAUCACUCACCAUGAUGAUGGAAAUUACCAGCAAUAGGUGAGUAAUUGGGAAUGGGACAUAUAAAUGCUCUUGAAAAGACCCGGCCGUAAGAUUCAGUAGAAAGAUGUUCAAUUUCUCACAUUUUGCUCAUUUUGGCCGUCUUCUUUUCACAGAAAUUCAAUUACUUUCUCAAGAUUUAGACUUUCAAUCUAUUUUGAUAAGUGCAUAAAUUCAAGAUAUCGGGUCAUCAUGGUGAACGCCUUCCAAUGGCCCAUCGCUUACAUGACGAUCGCUCUCAUCGCUUUUCUCACAAAAGUAUUCGAAACCGAUUUGGAACGUUAUUCAUUUUUCAAAGGGCUGGCAAAACUACUUCGUUUUCCUCAACUUGGUGUCUUCCCCACUGGCCAUCGCUUUCAUGUUAUUUUUGGAAUCUCCGCGGUGGCUCAUCGCCAGGAACAAUCUCAGCAAAGCCUGCGAUGUAAAUCAUUCCAACUUUUAUUUUUCUCUUAUAAUCUCGCAAAACGUGUUUCGAUGCCUCGCGAUCGCUUAACGAGUUUUAAAUUGACUAUAACCUUUAAAGUAUUAGAAUAAAAUACUUAUCCUUGAGGUCAUUAUCUAAGUUGGAAUUCCCAGUCAAAAGCAAUCGCGCCGUUUUGAGUCGUUCACUUUGCUUUCAUGGCGCUUCCAUUUGUUUCAAUCUAAGGUCCUCAACGAUAUCGCACAUCAAAGAUGGAACAAUACACAUGCCAGGUUCACGAAUAAAAGUAUCUCGGCCAUUCACAAACAAGAGAAACAAGGAUUCUACUGGUUCUACCAUCUUUUCAGGUAAAAGAACCUUUCUUCGUCGAUAUUUUCUCUUUUUGCAGCACAAAACGUCUUGCAAAACAGUCUUUUCUGCAAAUUCUUUCUGUUUUCACGUACGCUAUGGUUUCCAACACUUAUCUCUACAUUGUCUCUGGAAAUCAUGGUGCGCUUUUUCGCUUGAACCAUUAUUUAACUUCAGAAUCUUUCUAGAAUCACCGAUAAUGUUCACUUUCUUGGACGGUCUUUUCCGUCUUUUCACGCCGUUCAUCAUCAUUUUCCUCGACCUGACCAUCCCUUCGUUUGGCAGAAAAAUUCAGUUCCUCGGAUCUCUUUGUGAGCUCUUUAUUUUUCUCUUGACGAAGUUUUUGACAUUUUGCAGUGAUAGAAGCUGUUCUUUUCGGAGUAGUGAUCGUCUUGGUGGCCACAGGAACCGCCGCUGCUAAUUCUUUGUGUAGGAAAACUUCUUCCGGCUUUAAUAAACAAUCAUUUGGCAGCCGUGACGAUUCUGAUCAUCAUCACGACGAUGAUCAACGACUGCAUCUUUUGGAUCAACAUCAUUCAGAUCACCGCGCAGCGAUAUCCGACCGUCAUUCGCUGCAUCGCCUUCGGAUCACUCCAUUCCAUCAAGUUAGUAACUAACUAACUAUAUUAAAAAAUUGAUGGAAAGGUAGGUAGAACCCUAACAAAUUCACGUGGCUUCAAAAUUGAAGAGAAAUAAAUAUAAAAAAAUAAUUUUUUUAUCACUUGAGUCCUGGAAAGAUACAGAAAAAAACUAGCUCAAAAAGUUGCCGAGCGGUCGUUAUACUGACAAGCCAGCCCUAGCACAAGCCUUGCGAUAUCCAUCAAAUGAAGAUACCUGGACCUGUGCGAUUCUCUCAAACUUAUCUACAAGUAGAAACUAUAGAAACAACCGUUCGAAACUUCAAUAACUUUUUUAAAAAAUUGUUUUUCUCGGUCAACUUUCGACUAUUUUUUAGUUCAAACAUUUUUCAAAGUUAAUUGAAGCCGCGAACCAAUUAAUCAUAGACACAUUGGCUCAAUUGUCGGAUUCUUGAUACUGCGCCCUUUGCUGACUUCCAACUGGCCAACGGGCGCUUUCGUCAUUCCUGAGGCCUUGAUCAUCAUCACCUUCGUCGUUGGCUUCUUGUUCCAACCGGAGACCAAGGGGAAGGCUCUCAUGGACCAAAUGGUUGAGGCCAACUACGGGCGCUUAGAGAACGAACUUCCGCGAGCUCUCAUCCGGUUGGUUGUCUCUUGAAAUGUCUUACUUUUAACAAAGACGUCUUUCAAACCUCACGCCUUACCACUUUUACCACUCUUAAAUAUGUGCGCAAUUUUUUCUCACCAUAUAGAAAAAAAAAUUCAUAUAGUGUAACGUUUUUAUGUACCUAAAAUUCGAAUUAAGGGUUUUAUGCGAAAAACUUUUCUCUUCAGACUUGCUGCUGGUCAUAAAGUCGCUCAGUCAGAAGUCCGAGAAAAGCACCGACAGGAGCUCGAAGCGGCCAAGGCAGCCGCGAGAGCCGGCCACGAAGUCGACAGUCCUUGGGUGUUCCGAGUUGGUCUCCUUCUCCACUCACAAAAGAUGAGUUAUGAAUUCCAGGGUGAUUCUCGCCCUGCCAGCGCAGUUCCUGAGGUGCAAGUCAACUUCCAUCACCUGGAGCGUUUCGACGACGGCGGCAUCGGAGGAAGUCUUCACUUGGCCAAACUCCGUCCGAACGGAUCCCCUCACUUUGAACACCUGGAAGAGUACGACGACGGCGGCGCCAACAAGUCUCAUCUCGACGGUGCCUACAGCAGCGACUCUUCUCCGGACGACGACAGACUUCGGUUGUAGAUUCAUUCUCGUUGUAUUUAUUUUCACGUUAUGAAUAAACUUCUAGUAAUUUCCUAAUUCGAGUAGUUCAUUUCCGAGCGCGCUGCACAUGGGAAGAGCAGGUUUGGAUCUUGAGGACACAAUAGAUUAGCACAUGAAGGAUAAAACGGUCUUCAAACGUCAAUUACUUUCUUUGAAGCAGAACUUUAUUUAUAUAUGUUCAUCUCUGACGGAGCAAUCAGAAAACCCAAACUUUAGAUAUAUUUCUCGCCUGUUCGAAUGAGAUUAUUACAGUCCCGUUUGAAAGAAAUCAAUUGAACGAAAAUCUUAACCGUUGAAAAUGAAUUGAAAACGCGUGACUUUUGGCUGUUCCUCCUCAAAAGUUUCACAGAAAGAACUGAAACUUUUACAAAAAAUUUCGUACAUUGUAAAACAAUGAAAAAGGCUAGUCCUGGACCUCUUGAAGAUGAUAAGACUUCCCGCGCCGACAUCCAUGAAGGAGAUGUUUGGCGGCGACGAGCAGUUUGUACGGAAGCAGGUGGCCUUGAUGGAGGAGUUCGAAGCGAGGGCGACGGUGAGGGAAAAACUUCCUUUUUUGAGCUCAAAAAUCAGGCUGGCGCCGAUGCGUACGUCUUCGCUGCUGCUCCCUUGAAGACACCGGAAGUCGAACUGGUGAACUUUUUUUUCUAUUUUUCGGAAAAUACCGACACUCACUAUUUCUAUAUUUUCCCAACCCUUGGAAUUUCAAGCUUGAACUUUCUAUCAGUUCUAAGCUGCAUUGAGAAGAAUGACCAAUGAAGGGUGUGAAACACUUGCAGAUGAGUAAAUCUUUCCGGUCCGAGACCAACGAGAACGCCUCAAACCGCUUUCCUAGUACUUAAUUAUCAUGCUUCAGACUUAAGCCCUGGUUUUUCUUUUCUUCUUAAAUAAGAUUGAAAGAGCGAAAAAAUGAGAAAAAUUUUGUUGAAAUUUCCAAUCAUUUCUGCAAGACUACUUCCUUUCCUUUAACACCGCCCAACACGUGGUAGUCGGUGAUGAAAUUGAAGUUUAAGCGCCUAGUUUGAUAAAGAAAAACUCUGAAAACAGUUUGCAGUCGAAAUAACAGAGAACCGCUCCGAAAGUAGCAUUUCGUGCGAUUUAGUCUUGUACAAAUUACCGUUUUGAAGGGGUCAAAAGAGCAGAAAGAAGAGAAGAAAGAGCCGAGAAUCGACGUUCUCAUCUACCGACGUUACUUGUCCCGCAGCCAGCCUUGCGCGGCCUGCGGAGCUCUUUUGGACGUUCACACUUCCAAUAUGGUUCUCGCCUGCGCUCACGUCGUUCAUCCAGGUCUCCUGAAUCCUCUGACAGCUCCUCUAUUCUUUCUCCCCUUGCAGAAUGCGCCGACUUCAUGACAUACACGUCGUCGUGUUCUCACUGUGACAAAAUAGACGGCCGAACUCCUUUCGAGCAACUUUGCGUCUACCUUUGUUGUCUUCAAAAGUACGAAAAAUGAGUGUACCGAUUGUUAUUCAUCCAAAUGUAAUUGUUAUUCGCGUGCGUGCAGGACAUAAAUUUUUGACGAUUUGCAAUCGACAGGGCUGUGCUCUGUGUGUGUUUAUAAGCUCAGGACGAUGAUAGUGUCCGUCGACGAAAAAAGCUGAUUGCUUUUGUAAUCGCGUUGCCUUCUGGUUUCGUGUUGGUUUUUACUGCGGUUCGGAAUUUGUGGAAUUUCUCAACGGAAUUUGGAGCCUUGACUAUAUCAGUGAAGCAGGAAAAAAGUUGGUAAGUUAAGACUGGUCUCUUAAUCGUUGGUCACAAGUGGAGAAGAACUCCUCGAAUACCAACAACAGUAUUUGCGGACGGCCUCGUGGUCUGCAACUUCAAUUUAAAAUAAUAACGUCGCCGAUAACAAGCAAAAUCUAUGAUAUUUUUCUUCAAGUUGAAUUUGAUAUAUCGACAAAAAAGUUUGAAGAGCCGAUAACAAGGAUUUUCAAAACAGAAACUUUUCCUUCUUCUAACUCCGACCUGAUACAAUGGAUACAAAGCUGAAUUGAGUAGUUUGAUUCUGAGCUAAAUUCUCUAGAGAAGCUAAAACUAUAGACAAGGAAGACUGUUGCAAGUUGUCGCAAAUAAGGUGACUGAGCUGUGAAAUUGAACUCAAAAUCAAAAAAUACAAGAAAUUGUGCUGAAGAUUGAAAUCAAUAUUUAUAAUUCAGAUUCGGCGUGAAUCUCCGUCCGUGGUCCAACCCAGGGCGGAUCGAUAAAACACUCAAAUAUAUGUGUUUGAUGAAGCUCAAUGGCAUGGUAAUAGGCUAA
Caenorhabditis auriculariae is the source of this 7813-nucleotide messenger RNA. NCBI's taxonomy places the organism in Eukaryota, Metazoa, Nematoda, Chromadorea, Rhabditida, Rhabditidae. The record is from the annotation of a GenBank genome assembly.